Molecule: messenger RNA, 2143 nt
Organism: Eruca vesicaria subsp. sativa (arugula)
Lineage: Eukaryota; Viridiplantae; Streptophyta; Magnoliopsida; Brassicales; Brassicaceae
Source: the annotation of a GenBank genome assembly
AAAUUAGUUGGAGAGCCUCUAACUAAGGUAGAGUUUGUAAACGUAACAAACCAUCAUCCUUUUUCUUUUUCUUUUUCUUUUUUGCUCAAAAAAUCAUAUCCCCCAUUCUUUCCUUCGCUCUCUAUUACUAGAACAGAUCUCUUCUUCUUCUUCGAUUUAGAUCAGUCUGGGACUCUGUAAGAUACUGCAACUAUGUCGGAUACCAUUGAAGACCAUCAAUUGAAUAAUGGAGCGGCACCAUCUGAGUCCGAAACCGACCAACAUCGGAACCCGGAACAACUAUCAUCCGACCACGAUCCCAAUCUCCAAACUGAACCCAAACUUACCGAUGAAGUAGAAUCCGAGGUAAACGGUUUGAAGCAGGAGGAAGUAGAAUCAGUUGUAAUCGAUGCUAAGCCGGAGUUAACACAUGUGGAUCUGUUGCCGGAGGAGAACCAGAUCGGGUCUAAGGAGGGAACAAGCCAGUCGGUAAUGAAGAAAGAAGAUGAAGGAAACAGGACAUUUACAAUGAGAGAGCUUCUCACCGAACUAAAAAGCGAGGAUGAAGGAGACGGCACUCCUCGCAGCACCGUUUCUCCCUACAGUCGAGAGAGUGCUUCUCAACCAGCGGGGAACAAUCCUGCAAUGGAUCUUAUUAACAGCAUCCAAGUUCACGAUGAAGAAGGCCGAUCUCGCCAACGUGUUCUUGCUUUUGCUGCCCGCAAGUAUGCUAGUGCGAUUGAGAGUAAUCCAGAUGAUCAUGAUGCUUUAUACAACUGGGCACUUAUUCUCCAGGAAAGUGCUGAUAAUGUCAGCGCAGAUUCUGUUUCACCAUCUAAAGAUGAUUUGCUUGAGGAAGCUUGUAAGAAGUACGAUGAGGCAACCCGUCUCUGCCCCACCCUCUAUGAUGCUUACUACAACUGGGCUAUUGCUAUCUCUGAUAGGGCAAAGAUGCGUGGUCGUACCAAGGAAGCUGAACAACUUUGGGAACACGCGACCAAUAACUAUGAAAAGGCUGUCCAGCUCAACUGGAACAGUUCCCAGGCCUUAAACAACUGGGGACUGGCGUUGCAGGAACUCAGCCAAAUUGUGCCUGCCAGAGAGAAGGAAAAGGUGGUCAGAACUGCAAUUAGCAAGUUUAGGGCGGCAAUCAGACUGCAGUUUGAUUUCCAUCGAGCCAUAUACAACCUUGGAACCGUUCUGUAUGGAUUAGCGGAAGACACACUUAGAACAGGGGGUUCAGGCAACGGCAAAGACAUACCUCCCGGUGAGUUAUACAGCCAAUCUGCAAUCUACAUCGCUGCAGCUCAUUCGUUGAAGCCAAGUUAUUCGGUUUACAGUAGCGCAUUGAGGCUCGUUCGUUCCAUGCUACCUCUACCGCAUCUUAAGGUUGGAUAUCUAACGGCGCCACCUGUGGGAAACUCACUCGCACCUCACAGUGAUUGGAAACGUACGGAGUUUGAACUCAAUCAUGAGAAGCUUCUUCAGGUAGUGAAACCUGAAGCACGAGAAAUGGGGGGAAACCUGUCUGGAAAAGCAGAGGCAAAUGUGGAGAAGAAGACGGUGAAAGUGAACAUAGCAGAGAUAGUGUCAGUGACGCCAUGUGCUGAUCUGACUCUGCCUCCUGGUGCUGGUCUCUGCAUUGAUACCGUUCAUGGCCCAGUUUACUUGGUAGCAGAUUCAUGGGAGUCGUUGGAUGGGUGGCUGGAUGCGAUACGAUUAGUGUACACAAUUUAUGCAAGAGGGAAGAGUGAUGUUUUAGCCGGUAUUAUUACCGCUUAAUCACACACUUUUUAAUCAUAUAGUUAUGUCUUUGUAUUGGCCAACAUAGCCACCUCAUGUUUUGAUUUGUAUUUUUUGCACACAUUCUCAUUUUUUCACACUUCGCCUCUCCUUUCUCUUUGUCAUAGUUCUGUCUUGUAUUGACCAUCAUAGUCAGCAGAUGUUUGAUUUGUUUUUCUUUUCUUUUCUUUUCUUUUUGCAUAAAUCUCAAUCCGGAACAUAUUUUUUCUGUGAAAAUUACAAUGGGUGCUUCUCAAAGCCAAAUGUAAUCUCUGACACCAAAAACUCAAAAUCUGGGAGGACAAAGUACAAAUACAGAUUAAAAUGUUGGGCCAAUGGGCCUACAUGAAGAUAUUUGGGGCAGGUUGGUUACGGAUCGAAU